GCGAGUAAGGUGGUUGGAGCGAGGUGGGGGCGGCCGUUUGUUUUCUCGUGGUCUCGAGCUCGCGCGGUCUCUUCGUUCCCCGCGGCGACCGGCGGGGCGGAGAAACGGCGGCGACGGCAGCAGCGGCUGCAGUUUCGGACACCGUCCUGUCCCCUCUCCGGCGAACCGGUUCCUCUUCCCCCUCCCUCUCACUGUUUGUUGUGUGUUUGAUGUGUUAAAGCAGGAGCGAGUACGCGAGCAGCGCCAUGAGCAACACUACCAUCGUCCCCAGCACUGCGGGCCCGGGCCCCAGCGGCGGGCCGGGGGGCGGAGGCGGCGGCGGAGGCGGCGGCACCGAGGUAAUCCAGGUGACUAAUGUCUCCCCGAGCGCUAGCUCUGAGCAGAUGCGGACCCUCUUCGGUUUCCUAGGGAAGAUCGACGAACUGCGCCUCUUCCCGCCUGAUGAUUCGCCUUUGCCAGUCUCAUCCCGAGUCUGCUUUGUUAAGUUCCAUGAUCCGGACUCAGCAGUUGUGGCACAGCAUCUGACAAACACUGUAUUCGUUGACAGAGCUUUGAUAGUCGUACCAUAUGCAGAAGGAGUUAUUCCUGAUGAGACUAAGGCUUUGUCUCUGUUGGCACCAGCUAAUGCAGUGGCAGGUCUUCUGCCUGGUGGUGGACUCCUGCCUACUCCUAACCCACUUACCCAGAUUGGCGCAGUUCCAUUGGCUGCUUUGGGAGCUCCUACUCUUGAUCCUGCCCUUGCUGCACUUGGGCUUCCUGGAGCAAACUUGAACUCUCAGUCUCUUGCUGCAGACCAGUUGCUGAAACUUAUGAGUACUGUUGAUCCCAAGUUGAAUCAUGUAGCUGCUGGUCUUGUUUCACCAAGUCUGAAAUCAGAUACCUCUAGUAAAGAAAUAGAGGAAGCCAUGAAGAGAGUACGAGAAGCACAGUCCUUAAUUUCUGCUGCUAUAGAACCAGAUAAGAAAGAAGAAAAACGAAGGCACUCAAGGUCAAGAUCACGUUCUAGGAGGAGGAGGACUCCCUCAUCUUCUAGGCACAGGCGGUCAAGAAGCAGAUCAAGAAGGCGAUCACAUUCUAAGUCAAGGAGUAGACGACGAUCCAAAAGUCCAAGAAGGAGAAGAUCUCAUUCCAGAGAGAGGGGUAGAAGGUCAAGGAGCACAUCAAAAAACAGAGACAAAAAGAAAGAAGACAAAGAAAAGAAACGUUCCAAAACACCACCAAAAAGUUACAGCACAGCCAGACGUUCCAGAAGUGCAAGCAGUUUGCACAUUUGUGGUUCUAGAGAGAGACGACGACGAAGAAGCAGAAGUGGCACAAGAUCUCCUAAAAAGCCUAGGUCUCCCAAAAGAAAAUUGUCUCGCUCACCAUCCCCUAGGAGACAUAAAAAGGAGAAGAAGAAAGAUAAAGACAAAGAAAGAAGCAGAGAUGAAAGAGAACGAUCCACAAGCAAGAAGAAGAAAAGUAAAGAUAAGGAAAAGGAACGGGAAAGAAAAUCAGAGAGUGAUAAAGAUGUAAAAGUUACACGGGACUACGAUGAAGAGGAGCAGGGGUAUGACAGCGAGAAAGAGAAGAAAGAGGAGAAGAAACCGACAGAGCCAGCUUCUCCUAAAGCAAAAGAAUGUUCUGUGGAAAAGGGAACUGGUGAUUCACUAAGAGAAUCCAAAGUGAAUGGCGAUGAUCAUCAUGAAGAAGACAUGGAUAUGAGUGACUGAAUAUUGCCUCUGUGGGAAUCCACCUGUAUACAUGCAUCAGUGUCAUUCCUCUGUGUGAUUUCUUAAUGCUGUAUUUGUUCAUCUCAAAUCUAGAUGUAUACAGCUCUGAGUCAUAAAUGGUUAUAAAGCUCUUGAUGUUGAUAUUAGUUAUUUACAUCCAAAAGCUUUUACAAAAAUGAUACGUGGGUAACCAGUUCUUGACAGGUUGAAAUCUGAUUGAGUAAACAAGCAGUUUUACUAUUCUGGUGCUGCUUCAUAACAAAAAUGAAAAGCUGCAUGCAUCUACAGCAGGCAUGGAUUGUUUAUGUUGUAUGAUCUCCUUUAUUAAGUUCACUUAUAGUAUUUCUAGAAUUUGAUUCAUUGCCGUAAUAGAGCCAUGUAGGGAAUGCACUGAUUGCAUGUUAAUUGUGGCAGGAAUAUCCUAAAUGUCAUUCAAAUCCUCCAACAUGAUGGAUCUACUUAUGGUCUUGUUUGUUGACAUGACAAAUUAACAUUCUUAUAGUUACAUCUGGAAAUGAGCAUUUGAAAUAGAUAAUCCUUUAAGCCUUGUGGCUAAAUUUUUGUGGCUUUUGUUUAACUUUGAAAGGUUAUAUAUGCACUAACCUUUUUUGAUGGCUAUAAUUAGGCUUUAAGUACAGAAACAAGAUUUCAAAUGAAACUGUCUUUGGCAGUAAGUAAAUAGCAUAUUUUGAAGUAGAGUUGUAUACUUUUUCAUAAGGUGUUUGGGAAUUUUUUUUCCUAAAAUAAUUUAUUGAACAUCUACAUCGGUGAAAGUUAUCUGCCUAUCCUGAAGUCCAUCUGUAAAAGAAAGUUAUCUCUUGUCUUGAUUUUCAGUUGUCCACUCUUUUAUUAAUUUGUUUUAAUCUCAUUGUUGGAAAAGGGGGAUAGUGCAUUUUAAAUUGACCUUCAUAUGCUUUUAAAAAUAAGACAAAUCUACUUGAUAAUGUACUUUUUAUUUGAUCUCGAGUUGUAUAAAACCAAUAAAUUUUGUGUUACUGUUACUGCAGUAGUAAUCUUAUGCACACAGUGAUUCCAUGUUAAAUGCAAAGUAGUUAGGCAACUGUUUUCUUACAGGAGUUUCCAAGCUUCACUUUUGUGCAGUAAAAACAAAAGUAGGCUACAGUCUGUGCCAUGUUGAUGUACAGUUUCUGAAAUUGUUUUACAAGACUUUGAUAAUAAAACCCUUAAACUUA
Balaenoptera ricei (Rice's whale) is the source of this 2905-nucleotide messenger RNA. It is a transcript of the gene SRSF11, whose product is annotated as serine and arginine rich splicing factor 11. Gene Ontology annotation, cellular component: nucleoplasm. Gene Ontology annotation, molecular function: RNA binding. Bases 246 to 1712 code for a protein of 488 amino acids. Gene Ontology annotation, biological process: RNA splicing. The record is from RefSeq and is a predicted model, not a curated record. The transcript has 12 exons. Lineage: Eukaryota; Metazoa; Chordata; Mammalia; Artiodactyla; Balaenopteridae.